AUGGCCAAGCGGGAGCACCAGGCAGUGUGCAAGCAGGUGUUUCAGGCUGAGAAGAAGCUGAAGGAGGUGUUGCUGCAGGUGGACAACGAGCGCAGGAACGUAGAGCAGUUCAAGGACCAGGCUGACAAGGCAUCCACACAACUGAAGCAGCUCAGGCGGCAGCUGGAGGAGGCUGAGGAAGAGGCCCAGAGGGCCAACGCCUCCCGCAGGAAGCUGCAGCGAGAGCUGGAGGACGCCACCCAGACUGCAGACACCAUGAACCGCGAGAUCAGCUCCCUGAAGAACAAGCUCAGGUGAG
Phyllostomus discolor (pale spear-nosed bat) is the source of this 298-nucleotide messenger RNA. RefSeq names its product myosin-9-like. The record is from RefSeq and is a predicted model, not a curated record. Gene Ontology annotation, cellular component: myosin complex. Lineage: Eukaryota; Metazoa; Chordata; Mammalia; Chiroptera; Phyllostomidae. Bases 1 to 297 code for a protein of 98 amino acids. The transcript is spliced from 3 exons.